UGCGCUGGCAGGAACCAGUGCGCAGAAACAUUUGACCCACAAUGCACUGCGAGAGGCUGACAAGUGGAUCCAAGAUGGCGUAGAAAGUAAAGCUAGAAACUCUGUCCCAGAGUCAUGGAGGACAGGAGGCCACAGAAGUCAUGUGACGAGGCCAUUGGAUCAUUAGUGAGGCAGGAGUAUGAGGCGGCAGUGGCUCACAGCACAGAGGCCCUGCUGGCCAUGGGGCCCCGGACCCUGGCCCCCAGCACGGCCUUCCUCCGAAAGCGUGCCCUGCUCUACCGCAUAGCAGCACGACUCCAGCUGAAGGACUACGAUCAGGCUGAUGAAGACUGCAAGCAUGUGUUUGCUGAGGAGCUGGGGAAGGGAGAUGGCAGUUUCAGGGCAGGUCUUCAGAGUAUGCUGCUGGAUGGAAGCUUACAGGAAGUGUGCAGUGUUCUCUCUAAAGCACUCUAUGGAGAACCACUGAAUGGGAUCAUGACUAAAGACAUGACAAGACUGAAGAGGCUCCUUUCAGAAAUAGUGGCUGUGAGGAGUAAAAUGCCGUCAGAGUUGACUGAAGAGAACGAGGAGGACGUUCAGGAAGGCUGGCAGUUUCGUCCUCCUCCUCGAGGGGUCACUAGUAGUGAGGAGUACACAUUGUGUAAAAGGUUUUUAGAGCAGGGUCUGUGUCGGUACGGAGCUCAGUGCACCUCGGCUCACUCUCAGGAGGAGCUGACAGAAUGGCAACGGCGCUACGCCUCCCGACUCAUCCGCCUCAAACAGCAGCAGGAGGGCAAGCACUUCACCGAGAACUACAUGGAGGCGCUCAUCGAGAAAUGGAUCAACUCCCUCACACCAGAGAGAGUGAUGAAUGACUGUGUGGAUGGAGUUACCGUGGAGCACAGCUCAGAUCUCUCAAUUACCGUCAACACCAAGAAAUCAUCUCACUCCUGGACAUUCACACUCUUCUGCAAGCCGGUCCGGAAGCUACACCGCAUCGCUCUGCUUUACGAUGCCAACCGGCCACAUUUCUCCAUCACGGUGGUCUCGGCCGGGGACGCAUCUACCCAGGUGCCCCAGGAGGUGUGUGAGGGUGGCUGUCAGGAGUGGAGCGCCGCCGGCCUGGUGCAGAACGGCAUGGACCACUGCCUUUACACUGUGGUGGUCUCCUUCAGCACAGAGAUCUUCGGAACCUUCCGGCAGACCGUGGUGUUUGAUUUUGGCUCUGAGCCUGUGCUCAUGCAGCGAGUGAUGGUGGACGCCGCCUCCAUUGAAGAUCUGGAGCACUUGAUGCAAGCGCGACAGCAGCUCCUGAUGACCGCUAAGCGCUGGGACUCGUCAUGUAAAACCAUCGUGGAGUUUGUCCCUAAUGAAAACAUGGAUCUAGAGCGCAGUCUGCUGACCCGCUAUCAGAUCCCCCUCUCUGCCGACCAGCUCUUCACCCAGUCUGUGCUGGACAAAACCCUCACCAGAGACAAUUACCAGCCCCGCUUUCACGAUCUGCUCUACAUCGAGGAGAUCGCUCAGUACAAAGAAGUCAGCAAGUUCAACAUCAAGGUUAACCUGCAGCUAGUGACAAGCUUUAUGUUGACUGGCAUUUCUGGUGGCGCCAAGUACGCUCAGAACGGACAGUUGUUUGCACGCUUCAAGUUGACUGAGACGCUGUCUGAAGAUACGCUGGCUGGGCGGCUGGUCAUGACAAAGGUCAACUCUGUGCUGCUGCUGCCUGUCUUUAAGGAGCGGACGGGUCAGAACCAGCCAGCUGGAGCCAAGGAACGCGUGUAUGAGGCCCUGAUUGAGGAAAAAACAAAAGACUACAUUUUUCUGCGGAUCUGUAAGGACUGCUGUCUGGAGCUGGGGCUGGUGGCGGAUCAGGAGCUCCAGGUGGAGCUGCAGUUUCAGCUGAACAGACUUCCUCUGUGUGAGAUGCACUACGCUCUGGAUCGCAUCCGCGAUAACGGUAUCCUGUUUCCAGAUGUCAGCCUCACUCCCACAAUCCCUUGGAGUCCCAACAGGCAGUGGGAUGAGCAGCUGGAUCCCCGUCUGAAUGCCAAGCAGAAGGAGGCUAUUCUGGCCAUCACCACCCCCCUCUCCAUCAACCUCCCGCCGGUGCUCAUCAUCGGACCCUAUGGCACAGGCAAGACCUUCACGCUGGCCCAGGCUGUCAAACACAUCCUCAAGCAGCCUGAAACACGGGUUCUGAUCUGUACACAUUCAAACAGUGCAGCAGAUCUGUAUAUCAAAGAUUACCUUCAUCCAUACGUGGUGGCAGGCAAUCCACACGCACGACCUCUCAGGGUUUACUUCAGGAACCGCUGGGUGAAGACGGUCCACCCGGUGGUGCAGCAGUACUGCCUGAUCUCUGGAGCGUACUUCACCUUCCAGAUGCCCACGCGACAGGAUGUAGAGCGCCACCGUGUGGUCGUGGUCACGCUCAGCACGUCUCAGUAUCUCUGCCAGCUUGACCUGGAGCCAGGCCAUUUUAAAUGCAUCAUUGCUCUAGAUCACACGAAAAGCCUUUUAUCGGUAUCUGUUAGCGAACCCAAAGGCCAUUGAUUUUUUUUUGUGUCCAAUAUAAAGCAUUUGAGAGUGACUCUGAACUUUCCUGUCUUCCAGCUCAGUCCGUUUGUGUACAGUGAGUUUGCGCGGGAGAGGAAUCUGCACGUGUCUCUGCUGGACCGGCUGUACGAGCAUUACCCAUCCGAGUACCCCUGCAGGAUCCUGCUGUGCGAAAACUACCGCUCCCAUGAGGCAAUCAUCAACUAUACGUCUGAGCUCUUCUACGAGGGCAAACUGAUGGCCAGCGGGAAGCAGCCGCCCCAUAAAGACUUCUACCCUCUGACCUUCUUCACUGCCCGCGGAGAAGAUGUGCAAGAGAAGAACAGCACGGCUUACUACAACAACGCUGAGGUGUUUGAGAUAGUUGAGCGGGUGGAGGAGAUGAGGAAGAAGUGGCCUGUGGCCUGGGGGAAGCUGGACGAAGGAAGUAUCGGCGUUGUCUCGCCCUACGCCGACCAGGUCUUCCGAAUCCGAGCCGAGCUCCGCAAAAAGAGGAUGCCAGAGGUCAGCGUGGAGAGAGUGCUCAAUGUCCAGGGUAAGCAGUUCCGGGUGCUGUUCUUGAGCACCGUUCGCACCCGUCACACCUGCAAACACAAGCAGACGGCCAUCAAGAGGAAGGAGCAGCUGGUGGAGGACUCCACUGAAGACCUGGACUACGGCUUCCUGUCCAACUACAAGCUGCUGAACACCGCCAUCACUCGAGCGCAGUCCCUGGUGGCCGUGGUGGGAGACCCCAUCGCUCUCUGCUCGGUGGGACGCUGCAGAAAGUUCUGGGAGACCUUCAUCUCCAUCUGUCAUGAGAACCACAGUCUCCACGGCAUCACCUUUGAACAGAUUAAAAUCCAGCUGGAGGCCCUGGAGCUAAAAAAGACCUACGUGCUCAACCCGCUGGCCCCAGAGUUCAUCCCCCGUGCCCUGCGCUCGCAACAUCCCCAGGGUCCCGGCAAGCACCAGCACUCCCCACCCAAGGCGAAAGGACAGCUGGCCAAUCACACUGAACCCUUCCCCCCUGAAGGCUUUGUUCAGCCCAGUGCUGCUGUGUUGAUGGGGAACCCGAUUCAAGCCUUUACUCCACCAGGAGCCGGAGCUCCAGCCUCCGGCAAAUCACCAAGCCCUGUUCAAAGAAUCGACCCUGGAGCCAGCAUCCUGUAUGUGCCCGCUGUCUAUGGGGGCAAUAUGGUGAUGCCCAUGCCUCUUCCGUUGCCAUGGCCCGGCUACCAGAGCCGUUUCGCUGUGGAUCCUCGCAUCAUGAGUCAUCAGGCCGCCAUGGCUGCAUACAACCUCAACCUGCGGCCAGCAGCCAGUCGCACCUCACCUGUGCUGUAUGGGAUCAGUCACCAGUCUCCUCUAGGCCUGAACCAGCAGCCCACCUCUGAGAAAGAACUACUUCAGGAGCCCAGUGGGAAUGGGAAAAUCGACAUUAAUGGAAAAACGGAGCAUUGUAGGCUGCUGACGCCCGAGAGGAAAGCCCCUGAGCUGAAGGAAAAACAGGGAGACCCGGAAUCGGUGCAAAACAAGAGUCCAGAGCCCCAUGCCAACAUGGGCUUCCCUGGCAGCCGCCUCAUUCGCAAAGACCCGCAGGCCCAGAGGGCCCUCAACUUCCACCUGGGCCACCCGCAUCCCGGUUUCCCCCCUCACCACGGGAACAGCCCAUUUCCGCAGCAGUAUGGACUAUCCCGACCUCCCCUCCGAAUGCAGGCCCCCAUCCACCCUCAGGCCUCGUCCUUCCCCCCAUCGUUCUUCAGUGGGCCUCCAAUGGCACACCGCGGGCUUCGGUCUCCAGUGCUGGAGGGUGGCGAGGGCUCGAUGGGAGCGGGUCCAGGAGGGGUGGCUGAGGAUCUGAAGGGUGUGGUGAGAGGCCUUCCCCCACAGAUGCACCAGCAGCCCCUGCGCCUCAACAGCUUUGGAGAAGAGAGUUUGGACUCUCUGUUGGGCGAUACUCUGGAUGGUCAGGCUUCCUCUGGGCUGGAUGCUCUGGGCCAGCAGCACCAGCAGACUCGUGUGGGUCAGUGGGGUGAACAGUCUCCGUUUCUGCAGGCCGGUGUGGCCCCCUUCCCCCUGGCGCAGCAGUUGACUCAUCUCGGCCAGCCGGGUCUGCGACUCCCCCAGCAGCUCCUCCGAGCCGGCUGGGGCCUGGGCCCUGCAGCAGAGGAGGAGCCCAGACCUGCCAUGCCCAGAUAUCCCGGUCUGUUGCGUGAAAUGCUCCCUCAAGACCAGUAUGAGCAGCGGGAGCCGGCCGACAUGCCCCCUCCUCAGUCUCGCCUCCUUCAGUACCGUCAAGUCCAGCCCCGAUGCCCCGGAGACCUGCCAUCUCCCUCUUCCUCCAGCUCAAACCACACCUCCGGCCCCAAUCUCUUCCCAGCUCCAGGUCCGCCCACCUUCCCCGACACCAGCCGAGAGCUGCCCAUGGGCGGCCAGCCCUUCCAGCCGCACCAAGCCUUCAAUCAGGCCUCCUUCUCCCUGCCGCCCGAGCACACAGCGGGGCCUCUUCCGGUCAAAUACCUCCUCCAGGAGGCCCACUGGCCCCACCCUGGCCUACCCCAGAGCCAUGUGCUGGGCCACGGCAUGCCCUUUGGCCUGCAGGCCAUGGCGCACAGGCAAGAGCAGGGCCCCCUCACGCAGCUGCAGCACCAGCAGCAGAAACAGCAGCUCCAGGCCCCGCAGAGCUCCCUGCACAGCGUAGAAGAGUAUGAACCACGGGGCCCCGGGCGGCCUCUAUACCAGAGGAGGAUCUCCUCCAGCUCCCCCCAGCCGUAUCUGGACAGCCUGGAUCCUCAGGACCACCCCACGCCCUCCUACAGAUACCCCUCAGCAGACCUAUGGCUGGGCAGCAGCGGGCCCGGCCCGAGCCCCGCUCCUCUCCACAACAUUCCAUGUAACGGAGCGAGCCACCCCGUCCCUCACAGGGAGGUUUUAGUUUCAAAGGCGAUGAGCAUCGCGGAUGAGCAGCAGUCGCCUCACCCCGCCAGCGCCGCGUCUCUCCAGCACCACGGACAGUUCCCACCCCUCAUGCCCAGCAAGCAGACCCCACCUGACCCGGGAGGGGGCAACACCAGCCCAGGGGGCCCCCAGGGGCCCGGCAACCCCAAGCCCCCGACCAUGUCCUACGCCAGUGCCCUCCGAGCCCCUCCAAAGCCCCGGCCGCUGCCCGAGCAGGUCAAGAAGAACAGUGACCCCAUCUCUCUGUUACAGGAACUUAGCAUAGGCAGUUCAAACAGUAGCAAUGGCUAUUACACGUAUUUUAAAUAAGUCAACAUAUAUAUACUAUAUAUACCUGUUAAAAAGGAAAACUGUUGAAAAAAAAAU
This is a messenger RNA of Sinocyclocheilus rhinocerous, 5844 nucleotides long. Its product is annotated as probable helicase with zinc finger domain. NCBI's taxonomy places the organism in Eukaryota, Metazoa, Chordata, Actinopteri, Cypriniformes, Cyprinidae. Gene Ontology annotation, biological process: regulatory ncRNA-mediated post-transcriptional gene silencing. Gene Ontology annotation, cellular component: cytosol; P granule. Gene Ontology annotation, molecular function: metal ion binding; helicase activity. The record is from RefSeq and is a predicted model, not a curated record. The transcript has 30 exons.